Messenger RNA from Pangasianodon hypophthalmus (striped catfish), 1614 nucleotides. RefSeq names its product exoribonuclease 1 (gene eri1). The record is from RefSeq and is a predicted model, not a curated record. The transcript is spliced from 7 exons. Gene Ontology annotation, molecular function: nucleic acid binding; 3'-5'-RNA exonuclease activity. Lineage: Eukaryota; Metazoa; Chordata; Actinopteri; Siluriformes; Pangasiidae. Bases 256 to 1257 code for a protein of 333 amino acids. Gene Ontology annotation, cellular component: cytoplasm; nucleolus. Gene Ontology annotation, biological process: exonucleolytic trimming to generate mature 3'-end of 5.8S rRNA from tricistronic rRNA transcript (SSU-rRNA, 5.8S rRNA, LSU-rRNA).
CAUCACUUCCGGUUAUUAAUGGCGCCUUUCUCGUGAGCGCGCUGUCUGAAUAUUUGGCGUCUUUUUAUUUUUUCUCUCCGCUGCUUUGCAGUCUUUAUUCCGGUACAGUGACAGCGUAAAUAAACAGCUGUUUUAGUGUAGAAUUCCAGCUGUGCUGUGUUAUAAACGCUUAUGCGGAGGCUGUUAUAACUUGUGUGUUGUCAGGAGAAGGCGCGAAACAGAGGCAUGACCGCGCGCUGAGGAAACACAGCUGUAAUGGAGGAAAAGAGGAAAGAAGCUCCUCCUGAAGCCGAGCUGCCGGAGAGCGGGAGCGAGCAGGGGGACAGCGGCCAGUGUGGACCUGAACAGAAAAACGGUUCCUGUAAAGAAACAGCACAUGCGGAUUUCAGCGAUCCGGUGUAUAAAGAGAUCUCUCUGGCUAACGGCACCAUUAAUCGCAUGAACAGAGAGGAACUGCGCGCUAAAUGUGCUGAGCUCAAGCUGGACACCAGAGGUGUGAAAGAUGUGCUGAAGAAGCGUCUUAAGAACUACUAUAAGAAGCAGAAGCUGAAGCAGUCGGCCACAGUUGGCUCUGAAGGCUCGUAUUACGACUACAUCUGUGUGGUGGAUUUUGAGGCUACAUGUGAAGAGAAUAACCCGCGACACUUUAUACACGAAAUCAUCGAGUUCCCUGUGGUCCUCAUCGAUACACACACUUUGGAGAUUGUCGAUUCAUUUCAGGAAUAUGUGAAGCCCCAGUUGAACCCGCAGCUCUCAGAUUUCUGCGUGGAGCUAACAGGAAUAACACAGAAAAUGGUGGACGAGGCGGAUCCUUUCCCUCGUGUUCUUCGCCGAGUGGUGGCCUGGCUGCAGGAGAAAGAGCUGGGCACCAAGUACAAAUACACUCUACUAACAGAUGGGUCUUGGGAUAUGAGUAAAUUCCUUUACACACAAUGCCGACUGAGUCGACUUCGAUAUCCUCAGUUUGCCAGAAAUUGGAUCAACAUCAGAAAGUCUUACGGGAACUAUUAUAAGGUGGCUCGAACCCAGACGAGGCUGAACUGCAUGUUGGAGAAUCUCGGCAUGCAGUAUGAGGGCCGACUGCACUGCGGCCUCGACGACUCGCGCAACAUCGCCCGCGUGGCCAUCCGCAUGCUGAAGGACGGCUGUCGGCUGCGGGUGAACGAGCGUUUGCAUGAAGGCGAGCUGCAGAACGUGUCCAGUACAGCGGGGUUAGAAGGAGCUCCGCCUCCUCAGUACCCUAAAAGCAGAGACUAAUUCAGUAGAGUAUUUGGUUCCAUUAUAGGUCAGUGAGCAGGAAUGGAAAUGAGUGACAGAGCUGCCUUGUGCUGCCUUUCAGGACCUUUUUCUAAUUGAUCUAAUUUGACUGAGCAGUGUGCUUUGUUUACUGCCAAUGUGUAACACUCAUAAUAACGGCCAGACUAAAUCUCCUGUCUGUGUUUAUACUAUGCAUAAUUUCUCACAAACACAUUUCACAAAGAAGUCUUUAUUUUGUAAUUUACAUCUCCAAAUUCAUUCUUUACUCUUUAGCUGCAGUCGUUUAGCUUCAGUCCUUCAGCAGUUAUAAAAGGUCCAUUAUUUUUAAAUACCAAUAAAGUGCCAUUCCAGUGUUCA